AUGGGCAGCAUUGAGGACAGCAUCCACCAUGUCGACGUUCUCAUCGUAGGCGGCGGGCCUGUAGGCCUCAUCACCGCGUACCAGCUGGCCCGCACACUCCCGUCCAUCAUGAUCAUCGAGAAGCACGCCAAGUCGGCCCAAGACCAGUACGGCAGGGCCAUCACGCUUUUCCCGCGCACUUCGGAGAUGCUGGACCAGUUGGGACUUGCUGACAAGCUCGCCCAGCACUGCUUCGCCUGUCGCGAGACCGUAUCGUACGACGCCCUGGGCAACGAAGUUCACGCCCGCGGCUGGGCCUUCAUGGAGCAGAUGAAGGACACGGCCUGGGACUUCGCCCUGGUGCUGCGCCAGAAGUACCAAGAGGAAAUCUUCCGCCGGGCCCUGCGCGAGCUGGGCGUCGAGCUGCACGCCCCAGCCACGCUGGUCGGGCUGCACAUCGACGAGUCCAUCCCACCCGGCGGCUAUCGCGUCUCUGCCACGGUGGAACACGUCGGUGUGGUCAAAUGCAAGUACCUCAUCGGCGCAGACGGAGGGCGUUCGACGGUGCGGCGCCUCCUCGACAUCCCGUUCGACGGCAGCUCCACCGACGACCGCUGGGUCCGCAUCGACGGCCACGUCUCGACCAACCUCCCCAAGCCGCGCUCCUACUGCGCCAUCGAGAGCCCCACCCACGGGAACGUCCUCUGGGCCGCCCUCGACCACGGCGCCACCCGCAUCGGCUAUGCCUUCACCCUGGAGCGUGAGAAACGGUACCCCGUCUUCGACCAGGCCGCCGCCAUCGCAGAGGCCGUUGCCGCCGUCAAGCCGUUUGACCUGUCCUUCACAACCGUCGACUGGUGGACCAUAUACGCCGUCGGCCAGCGCGUCGCCCGCCGCUUCUUCACGAACGAGUGUGUAUUUCUCGCCGGGGACAGCUGCCACACCCACAGCUCGGGCGCCGCCCAAGGCAUGAACACGGGCAUCCACGACGCCGUCAACCUCGCUUGGAAGCUGUCUCUCGUGCUGCGCGGGCUGGCGCACCCGAAGCUGCUGCGCACGUACGAGGCGGAGCGCCGCCCGAACGUCGAGAAGCUCAUCGCCUACGACCGCGACAUCGCCCGCCUCAUGACCAUGCAGCUGCCCGAUGGCUGGACGGGCGAUCCCGCCGCCGACCCCAAUAUCGUCCUCGGCCAAGUCAUGGCGGACGCCGCCUCAUUCAGCUCCGGCCUAGGCAUCUCCUACGAGCCGGACGGCCUACUAAACGUCGUGAGCCCGCAGCACCCUCCAUCACCAGCACCCACCACCACCCCAGGCCACCCGCACCCCGGCCACCGCGCCCCCGACGUCCCCCUCCGCAAACCCGGCACCCUCGAACCCACCCGCCUCCACCGCGAAACCCCCAACGCCGCCACAUUCUACGUCCUCAUCUUCGUCGGCGACUCAACCGCCACCUGCACAACGACAACAACAACAACAACAACACCACCACCACCACCCUCUCCGUCUCCUUACCACGCCUUCUGCACCGCCCUCGAUCGCUCUCCCCUCUUCUUCCCCCCACACCCAACCAACCAGAGUGGCAGCAACGCCACCGCCCCACCAACAUCCUUCCUCACCAUCCUCCCACGCGCCGGCCCCUCGCCGUGGGAGCUGCUGGGCGGCCGCGGUCCGCCUGGCGAUCAGAUCCUUGGGGUCAGCAGCAGCAGCAGCAGCAGCAAGGUGUUGUUCGAUUCUGCGGACAUGGCGGCGCAUAAGCGGUACGUCGACGGUGGCGGCACUAGUGGUGGCGCCGUGUACGUGCUCAGGCCGGAUGGGUGGGUGGGGACGGUGGUGGGGCUGGGUGCGGAGGGGGUGGCGGUGUUGGAGGGGUAUUUUGGGGGGUUGGCUCAUGGCUGA
Diplodia corticola is the source of this 1875-nucleotide messenger RNA. Its product is annotated as pentachlorophenol 4-monooxygenase. The record is from RefSeq and is a predicted model, not a curated record. The transcript is spliced from 2 exons. Bases 1 to 1875 code for a protein of 624 amino acids. Gene Ontology annotation, molecular function: FAD binding. Lineage: Eukaryota; Fungi; Ascomycota; Dothideomycetes; Botryosphaeriales; Botryosphaeriaceae.